Mobula hypostoma (lesser devil ray) is the source of this 2544-nucleotide messenger RNA. RefSeq lists its product as uncharacterized. The record is from RefSeq and is a predicted model, not a curated record. NCBI's taxonomy places the organism in Eukaryota, Metazoa, Chordata, Chondrichthyes, Myliobatiformes, Myliobatidae. The transcript has 16 exons. Bases 1 to 2544 code for a protein of 847 amino acids.
AUGGUCUGUCUUCCCGUCUGGUCCUCGCUGGGAGAGGAGGGACCCAAUGCCCAUGACAGAUGUAUUGACCUUUAUCACAAAAGGUCUGAAGGGGUACAGAUGGUGGAGAAUGGGAGCGAUGAUGAAGUGUCUCUUGAGCUCCUCGACAGCGUGAUCCAGACCAGGUUAUCCAACCCCAACCCCAGACUUUGCCCAAAUGGUACUUACAGUGACCAGGAAGGACUGGAGGAUGUGUCACAAUGUAUUGCCUGUCCAGCUGGAAUGUACUGUUACAGUGAAGGUACAAUGCCCAAUGCAAUCUCUCAGCCUACGGGAUACUGCCCUAAAGGACACUUCUGCCCAGUGAGGACAGGCAAUCCAUUCUCUUUCCCAUGCAAACGUGGUUUUUAUCAGAGUAACUCUGCCGCAGAGGGAGAAGACAGUUGUUCACAGUGUCCAACAGGACAUUAUUGUGAUACUUCUGGUUUGGAGAAACCCAAACUUUGUCCUAAGGGCUUCUAUUGCACUCCUGAAAGCAGAGAGAAGCCACAACCAUGUGAACGUGGAACAUAUAGUAACAGUGUGGGCCUUGGAACAUCAUCUGCUUGCACACCAUGUGGAGGAGGCCAGUACUGCACUGACCUGGGAUUGACACAGCCCACUGGUUACUGUAAGGCUGGGUUCUACUGCAGGGAAAGAGCAACCACUGCGGCCCCAGUUGAUGGGAUCACAGGUGAUGUUUGCACAGCUGGAGGCUACUGCCCUGUUGGUUCAGCAUUCCCUGUACCCUGUCCAAUGGGCACAUUCAGUAAUACCAGCGGUCUGCGGAGCUCCAAGGAGUGUCUGCCUUGCCCUCCAGGACUUUACUGUUCUGGAUUAACUACCCGAGCUCCAACAGGACCAUGCAGACCAGGUUACUUCUGCACAGGUGGUGCCAGCAGUCCAACCCAGCAUAGCACCAAGGAGGGCCACUACUCGCGUGUUGGAGCAGAAAGCCCUGAGCCCUGCCCACUGGGCACUUUUCAAUCGGGACACUAUUUACAUCAGGAAGGAGCAGCAGACAUUAGCUCCUGUACACUUUGUGACCCAGGGAUGUACUGCAGUGUGGCAGGUCUUUCUGCACCUGAAGGACCCUGUCGGCCUGGUUAUUACUGUACUGGAGGUUCCAAUACUUCCAUUCCAGUGGCAAUGCCAUUUGGUGACAUUUGUCCGGCAGGUUAUUAUUGUCCUUUAGGAACCAAGCAUGCUUUUGAAAACCCAUGCCCAGCCGGGACAUGGAGUAACUUUACAGGUGCCCAAGAUAUUGCCUUGUGUCUUCCAUGCACACCUGGAUUUUCCUGCAGCCAAACUGCACUCACUCAUCCCAAUGAAUUAUGUUCUCCAGGUUUUUAUUGUAAGAAUGGAGCAAAGACCUCAAGGCCGUUGGAUGGUGAAACAGGUGAUUUGUGCCCUAAAGGUUACUACUGUCCAGAAGGUACAACAAUGCCUAUACAAUGUGAAGAUGGAUCUUAUAACAAUGCCACAGGACAAGAGAGGUGUUCAGAUUGUCCUCCUGGAUUUUACUGCGUCAAAGGACAUGAUGCUGGUUUUGUGUAUCGGCUGCUUGGACAGCCCAGCCAUUUGAUCUGGAUAACUACACAACUGCAAACUGUCUCUGCCCAGCAACAGCUACUGGGGGAAAAUGCCAGCCAGGCUUUUACUGUCCUGAGGGUAGUGUUGAGCCAAUACCAUGUCCACCAGGAGCUUACUGCAAUGACUCAGGUUUGUCAGAACCAAGUGGGAAAUGUAGCCCAGGAUAUUAUUGUGCAGGAGGAGCUAGUCAACCACAGAAUACUGAUGGUAUCACCGGUAAUAUAUGUCCCCGAGGUUCUUAUUGUGAGAUCACUCAAGGGCUGUAUGCAGGUGUCAGGCACACCAAAUGACAAGAUUAACAGAUAUCAUUACUCUGAUGCACAAUCUGAAAACAAUGCAGUAAUUCAAAAAAGUGUGCUGUUCUCAGGUCCUGGAUCAAAGAAACCAACUCCAUGUCCACCAGGAACUUUCUCUGAUGUCCAAGCACUAUCUGAUAUGUCAGAAUGUUUACCUUGUGCAGCUGGGUUUUACUGUGAAAGCCCUGGACUUACUGCACCAACUAAUCCCUGUUCUGAAGGCUUCUACUGUCCACCAGGUCAAAACAUGAGUUGGGCUUUUGUUUGUCCUGCAGGACACUACUGUCCAGAGGGAAGUCCCAGCCCUGAACUGUGUGAUUCUGGUACAUGGCAGGAUUUGGAGGGCCAGGGACACUGCAAGGCAUGUGAAGCAGGAUAUUAUUGUGACAACAGCAUUGGACCAGUUAUUGAGUUUAAAUUUUACCCAUGCCCACAGGGGUAUUAUUGCCCUGUGGGAACUCGGGCUGCGACUCAGUAUGGAUGUCCUCCUGGUACAUUUGGCCAGAGUGUACGCCUGCAGGAUAUCAAUGAUUGUCAACCAUGUUCUCCUGGGAAAUACUGUGCAUCAUUUGCAUUGAAGGCACCUUCAGGUGAGCUGCAUUUCAAUAGCCUGUGUGAGGAGCUCAUGUUGAGCUAG